Staurois parvus is the source of this 315-nucleotide messenger RNA. The record is from the annotation of a GenBank genome assembly. Lineage: Eukaryota; Metazoa; Chordata; Amphibia; Anura; Ranidae.
UUAAUUCUGCAAGUAGUUCUAAUUUACUAUCGCUGUUCUCUAGCUGAUCUAAAACCGAUUUUGACCUAAAGGGACGCUUUUUGGACGCCAUGGAUGUUUCUCAGUUUCCAGGCAGAAAGAACAGUAAAAAUGCAGGCAGGGCACAGGACAAAGCACUAGGGACAAAAUGUAUGUGAAAUGCUUUGAUACAUGAAUGUCACUUUUUGUCAUUUUCAAAUUUCCCGCCGUUCCGUCCCCCGUACGUCCCGACGUCACAGGGGACAGAACCCAGAAGACAUCACGGGAGGACAUUACAGGGGACACUGCAGGAGGGAC